UUUUUAAUUCCUCGCUAUUUAUAUUUGAUUGUUAUCGCAGAAAAAGCAGAAGCCAUUCUCUGGUUUUUUCUCUGUCACUCGCGAUCAUCUCUUUUCUAAUUCAUUUCAUCAGUCUGUUCUUCUAGGGGAAAUAGCAAUACAAAAUGCAGAGGGAAAGAGAAGGUAGAAAUGGUCUCUUUGAUAUGGGUGACCCAUUUGCUAUUUUCCAAGGUUUUGGUGGUUUUGGAUCCCACAGGAGUAUGAUGCCGAGCCUGUUUCGAGGAAGGGAUCCAUUUGAUGAUCCGUUCUUUACUCGUCCUUUCGGAUUUUCUGAACCUAGCAUGUUUGGUCAAAGAACUUCAUCCAGGAAUGCUCCACAGACCAAUGAAGCAAAGGGAAUAGUCAUUGAAGAACUAAAUUCUGAUGAAGAGGGAGAAAAAGAAGAAGAUAUAGGUUCUGGGGAUGAGAAAGAUAAUCAUAAAAUACGUUCUGGUUCAAGCAAAGAACCUUUUGUCGAGCAUCCAGAUGAUGUUGAUGCUGAUGAGAGGAAGAGUAAGAGUGUGAAUCAUAUAAACCAUCACAACAAGGUGGAAGGGACGCAGUCUCAGGCUCACAGUUCUAGUUUUCAGACUUGCAGAGUUACAUAUGGAGGUGUCGAUGGAGCAUAUUACACUUCUACAAGAACAAGAAGGGCUGGCAACGAUGGUAUGGUUCUCGAGGAGAGCAAAGAAGCGGAUACAACAACGGGUCAAGCAACACAUAGGAUUUCUAAAGGGAUUCAUGAUAAGGGCCAUUCUGUUACAAGGAAGCUUAAUGCAGAUGGUAAGGUGGAUGCAGUGCAAACUCUACACAAUUUGAAUGAAGAUGAGCUUGCUGGUUUUGAAGAAUCUUGGAGAGGGAAUGCAAAACCUGGUUGGAAUGAUGGAUUUAAUAGGCAUCAUAAUGCAGGUUCAAGCAGUGAUGACCAAAGUGGGAAGGCAACUUGGGGUGGCUGGAUGCUUCCAUCCACUAGGGGAGCCCGAAGUGCUGGAGAAAUGAUGGCAAAUAAGGAAGCCAGUAGUACUACUUCUGCUGGCAGAACUAAGAAGGUUGUUAGAAUUAAUAUAGAAUGAUUCAAGCGUCUCUAGUAGUUAUCAUCUGUAUGUAGUUAGUACUUGGCAUGGCAUUCGUUUUUCCCAAGAGUCUACCAUUGUUAUUAGGAUCUGUUGUAUGUCUGCUCGAGAUCGUUUAAAACUUCUGUUUAUUGUGCUCUGUAACAAUGUGUCUAUUGCCUUUGGGAUAAGAAAAUGAGCUGAUGAUUGUGCUUUGUGGUGGUGUUUGUUGUCGUACCAUUUCUGUCUUUUAUUCCCCUUAGUCUUGAUGACAAAAUUUGAGAGGAAUAAACAAGUACUAUUUUUCUUUGUCUU
This is a messenger RNA of Pistacia vera, 1385 nucleotides long. RefSeq lists its product as uncharacterized. The transcript has 7 exons. The record is from RefSeq and is a predicted model, not a curated record. Bases 144 to 1091 code for a protein of 315 amino acids. Lineage: Eukaryota; Viridiplantae; Streptophyta; Magnoliopsida; Sapindales; Anacardiaceae.